CGCACGCUUUCGGCGAAGGAGGUUUCGUAGUAAUAAAUUUUAGUGUUGUUUUAACUCUUGUUUAGUACGCAUUGUGAAAAAUAUUGAGCUUUUAUCGAUAAAAAUAAUAAAAUACGAAGACUAUAUUUGAUAAAAAAUAAGUGAAUGUUUUAUCAAAGACUUGAGUAUUUAUGCAAUAGCAGUGUUGAUAGUGAUAAUUAUUGUUGAUAGUGCUUAAAUCUGUUUAUGAUGCACGUUGGUUGGGACGCAGCAGCCAUGGGCCCGACAGCAUUCGAGCAGCAGUGGAUGCCGAUGCAAGUCAAAUCCGAACCCCGCGAUAUCCAGCACAGUGAGCCUUUCCAUUCAACUGAAAGCAGUAGCAGUCGCGAUUCCAACCCCAAUAGUCCCCAAAGUAUGGACAGCAUUGAAUCUCACCACCAGCAAAUGCCUAAUGCAUACUACGAUCCUAGUGCUCAUUAUCGUAUGCAAAGCACAAAUCCAAUGAUGCAACACCAGUUCAAUCCAUUGACGCCUCCAAAUUUUGAUACGCCGAAAUUGGACCGUCUUUUGGGUGCCUACCACCAGCAUUUAUCAGCAGCAGCUUGCUUGCCUCUGCAAGCGCCGACUCCUCCAAAAUCUCCAUCUGGAAUUCUUCCAGAAACCCCAGAAUUGACGGCUAAUGAAAACAGCUGUGGAGAGAGUGAACAUUCCGACGAUGGACCUAAAGAUGAAGGUGAUAAUAAGCAUUUGAAUUAUGAUUCGGGUGAAGACAAUGAUGAUUUAUUGAGCACGCAGAUUAAUUCGCACGGCAAAGUGAAGACUUUCAAAUGCAAGCAAUGUGAUUACGUGGCUGUAACUAAGACUGAUUUCUGGAAGCACAUCGAACAGCACAUUAAACCUGAGAAGAGAUUGUACUGUCCGAAAUGCCUUGUUACUGAAUACAAACAUCAUCAGGAAUAUCAUUUACGUAAUCACACCGGUUCCAAACCUUUCCAAUGUAAUAAAUGCCGUUACAGUUGUGUGAAUAAAUCUAUGUUGAAUUCACACAAAAAAUCGCAUUCAAACGUUUACCAAUAUCGAUGCGCUGACUGCAACUACGUCAGUAAGUAUUGUCAUUCAUAGUUACACUUGAAAAAAUACAAACAUCAGCCCGCUAUGGUUUUGAACCAAGAUGGUACGCCGAAUCCAUUGCAAAUCAUCGAUGUUUAUGGCACAGAGAAGAGGACCUAAAGCCAGACCAACUCCAAACGGGAUGAUAUGCCGCAGCAAAUGUCCAUACAAACUACACCCGUUAGCCGUUUACAACAAUUGCAACAAGAAGAGCAGCAAAAUUUGGCUAACGUUCAUCAACAGCAAAUGUUCCAGAAUCCAUUUGCCGGAAUUCCGUUCCAUAUGGACCUUUGCUCACUGCCUUCCCAGAGCGUGACCGCAGGAAAGAUUCAAAGUAUAACAGGAAAAGCAGCUUCCGAAGAAAUGGAAGAAUAUUGCGAUAUGCACUUUGGGAAAAGUGCCAAAUCUACAGCUGGUACACCUCAAGACACUUUAAUUUAUGAAAAAUUUUUUUAG
Ctenocephalides felis (cat flea) is the source of this 1545-nucleotide messenger RNA. Its product is annotated as protein hunchback-like. NCBI's taxonomy places the organism in Eukaryota, Metazoa, Arthropoda, Insecta, Siphonaptera, Pulicidae. Gene Ontology annotation, molecular function: RNA polymerase II transcription regulatory region sequence-specific DNA binding; DNA-binding transcription factor activity, RNA polymerase II-specific. Gene Ontology annotation, cellular component: nucleus. Gene Ontology annotation, biological process: regulation of transcription by RNA polymerase II. The record is from RefSeq and is a predicted model, not a curated record.